Messenger RNA from Aureococcus anophagefferens, 837 nucleotides. RefSeq lists its product as hypothetical. The record is from RefSeq and is a predicted model, not a curated record. Gene Ontology annotation, molecular function: manganese ion transmembrane transporter activity; iron ion transmembrane transporter activity. Bases 1 to 837 code for a protein of 278 amino acids. NCBI's taxonomy places the organism in Eukaryota, Pelagophyceae, Pelagomonadales, Pelagomonadaceae. The transcript has a single exon. Gene Ontology annotation, biological process: intracellular manganese ion homeostasis. Gene Ontology annotation, cellular component: membrane.
AUGAGCGCGCCGUCGGAGCGCACGCACGUGGACCGCAAGGCCGCGACGGCGGCCUACAGCGCGUUGGACGUGGAGCUGAGCAGCAAGGCGCACGCGGAGCGCGCGUCGGGGACCCACGACGAGCAGCACAGCGCCGUCGGCGGGCGCCUCAAGACCAUCGUCUUCGGCGGUCUGGACGGCAUCCUGACGUGCUUCGCCAUCGUGAGCUCCUGCGCCGGGUCCGACAUGAGCCCGCGCGUCGUGCUGCUCCUCGGCGCGUGCAACAUCCUCGCGGACGCGCUCGCCAUGGGCGUCGGCGAGUACCUGUCCACGAAGUCGAGCGACGAGUUCGCGAGCUACGAGCGGACGCGCGAGGACUGGGAGAUGCGCCACAACCCCGAGGGCGAGAUUUUGGAGAUGGUCGACAUCUACGUCGGGCGGGGCAUGUCGCGCGAGGACGCGACGACGGUGAUCACGACGAUGGCCAAGUACCACGACUUCUUCGUCAACGUCAUGAUGGUCGAGGAGCUCGGGCUCACGGUGCCCGAGCCCGAGGCCCACUGCGACGCCAUGAAGGACGGCUUUCUCAUGUUCCUCGCCUUCUGCGUCUUCGGCGCUUUCCCGCUCCUCGGCUACGCGCUCCUCCCGCAGUUCCGGCCCGACGCGGCGCCCCACGAGCUCUUCCUCGCCGCCUGCGCCGUCACGGGCGUCACGCUCUUCGGCCUCGGCGCCGUCAAGGCGAAGUUCGUCAACGGCAACCCCUACAAACUCGGCGCGGAGACGCUCGCGCUCGGCGCGCUCUGCGCGUCGUCGGCCUACUCCGCCGGCGCGCUCCUCCAGCAGUUCCUCCCCUCCUAG